AUGGCAACUUGGUUCUUUGCUUUUCUGGGUGUCUCAGUUGUCGCAUUUCAUGUUCACGGCCAGAAGCUUCCAAGUACCGAAGGUUAUGUAAGCAUCGAUUGUGGCAGUAACUAUAACUAUCCAGAUCCAACCACCCAAAUACCAUAUGUCUUGGAUGACCAAUACAUAGAUAGGGGGGUAAGCUACAACAUCUCCUCCAGCUACUUGACCUCCUCACUGGCAAAGCAACUCACAAACGUUAGAAGCUUCCCUGAUGGAGCCCGGAAUUGCUACACCAUACCUGUGUUGCAGAAUCAGAAGUAUCUCAUAAGAACAACCUUCAUGUAUGGAAACUAUGAUCACCUGAACAGCGUCAUGCUGCUAUUUGAUCUGCACUUGGAUGUCAACUACUGGCAAACGGUGAACAUAACAGAUGCUUCUGCUUCUUACAUACAUGAAGCAAUCACAGUUGCUAUGACAGAUUUCAUGUCCAUCUGCUUGGUAAACACAGGCCACGGAACCCCCUUCAUAUCUGCUCUUGAGAUAAGGCCAUUGAAGAAUACGAUUUACCCCACAGCAAAUGCCUCAAGAACUCUCAUACUCUAUUUUCGUGUUGAUGCUGGAUCACUGACAAACAACAUAGUGAGAUACCCUGAUGACCCUUAUGAUCGUAUCUGGAUACCAUGGAGUGGCAGCCAGUCAUGGACAACGAUAUACAGCAACUUGACAGUGAGAAACUACGGGGAUUUUGAGGCACCAUCCACAGUGAUGCAAACUGCCCUUACCCCAGUGAACUCUAAUCAGAUGCAAUUCAGCUUUUCCUACUUUAGCUGGGAAGCCAAUAUUAACGAGUUCCUCUCUGUCCUAUACUUCUCAGAGGUGCUGUCCCUCACUAGCAACAGCUCAAGACAGUUCAACAUCUAUCUAAAUAAUCAAUUGUGGUAUGGACCAUACAGUCCGGCAGCAAACUUGACAGGUUAUAUUUAUGAUCCUGUUCCUUGGUAUCCAUAUGACCAGUACAACUACACAAUAAACGCCACCAGUAAUUCCACCCUUCCACCACUUCUCAAUGCAAUAGAGGUCUAUUUUCCAAUGCAGAAAAAGGAUACCACAACCAACUCCAGUGAUGUUGAUGCCAUUAUGGUAAUAAAAAAGCAAUAUAAACUGAGAAGAAAUUGGACGGGUGAUCCAUGUGCUCCAAGACAAUAUUCAUGGGAUGGCUUGAGUUGCAGCUAUAAUAAUCCUGACCCUCCAAGAAUCACAUCUAUAAUGCUAUCUUCAAGUGCGUUGAGAGGUGCAAUAUCCACUGCAUUUGCUUCACUCAUGGCAAUUGAGAUCCUGGAUCUGUCUAACAACAACCUAACAGGAACAAUACCUGAUGAUUUGGGAAAUUUAGCAUCAUUGCGAGUCCUAAAUCUGAAAGGAAACAAUCUCAUCGGGCCUGUUCCUGAUUCUAUAAAUCAAAGGGAAAACAAGGGGCAGCUGACAUUUAUUUUUGACCACAAAAUAAACCCACAACCGAAACCUGCCCCCAAGAUCUCCACACCUGUAAUUGUGGUUAUUUCAGCAGUUUCUGCUGUACUACUCUUGGUAUUGGUGGCUUUAUGUGUAUGGGGAUUGAAAAGAAAUCGACAAGGUUUUGCCUCAAGUAAGUCUACAAGACGGCAUGGUGAAGAACACUCAGGAGAACUUCAGAAUCAUGAAAACCCUCCAGCACCACCUGAGGGUCAUCUGUUCACAUACCCACAAUUAGUAAAAGUAACUAAUAACUUCACAACGGCCAUUGGCAAAGGAGGAUUUGGAAAUGUCUACCAUGGAUGCCUAGAAAACGGUAUGCAGGUUGCAAUUAAGCUACGCUCGCAGUUAUCACCACAAGGGGUCAGGGAAUUUCUGGCUGAGGUUCAGAACUUGAUUAGAGUUCAUCAUAGGAAUCUGGUUUCUUUAAUUGGCUACUGCAAUGAUGGAAAUUACCUUGCUCUUGUGUAUGAAUACAUGCCAAGGGGAAGUCUUCAAGAGUACUUGAAAGGUAAAGUUGGUCUUCCAAGAUUGGCAUGGACCGAUAGGCUUCGUAUUGCAUAUCAAACCGCACAAGGAUUGGACUAUCUGCAUAGGGGAUGCAGUCCUUCAAUAGUACACAGAGAUGUGAAGAGCAGUAACAUUCUCUUGGGUCAAAAGCUAGAGGCUAAAAUAGCGGACUUUGGAUUGUCCAAGACUUUUCUUGGGGAAUAUGACACACAUGUUUCCACACGAAGGGUGGUCGGCACUCCUGGAUAUGUUGAUCCACUGUACCAUAGUACCUUACAGAUCAACACAAAGAUUGAUGUAUAUAGUUUCGGGGUUGUUCUCUUGGAACUGAUCACUGGCCGACCUCCAAUAGUCCCAGGUUCAGAGGAUGCUCACAUAACUCAAUGGGUGUCCCGAAGGCUUCAAAGGGGCAACAUUGAUGAUUUUAUUGAUGGCAGGCUGCAAGGAGAUUAUGAUGCCAAUUCUGUCUGGAAGGUCAUUGAUAUAGCAAUAAGGUGCACAACACAAUCUGGAAGCCAGAGACCAACAAUGGCUGAAGUAGUUAUCCAGCUAAAGGAAAGCUUAGAACUAGAGACUGCUCAUGACAAGUGUGAGAGCCUAUACAAUCAAGGUCUCGAUACAAGCCAGACAAGUGCAUUUGGUAUAGAAAGAGUCAUAUCAGGAAAUUUUGGUCCAUCUGCAAGAUAAAUUUGAUCACACUGAUCCCUGUUACAGUACUAUCUUCUCCAAUAAGAAGUAUCUAUCUCAUAUGGAUACUAGAACCUCUCUGCAGUCUAUGUAAUUUAAAUUUGCUACAUUUUGUGAGGUUGUCUAAGCUUGCAAUGUUUUUUUUUUUUUUUUUUUACUCCAAAUUUAGGUCCAUAACACCUCGAGCAAAUCCAUUGUUGAUCAAGUAACUGCAGAUCUUAGUCCUUAAGCAUAUAUGUCAUUGGAAUAAUAGAACUUUUGCUCACCUCUAAUUUUGACUGUAUACAAUAAAAUCAACCUGAAAAACAAAAAUUUUAUUACUUUGCACCACACGGAACUGCUAAAAGACAAUGUUUUUUAGUGAAAAUUGCACCCAUUAUUUGUCCCUUCAGGUGAUAUUAAUAUCUCCUGAUUCCUAAGGCUCCAAUUGUCAUAGAGCAUAAUGAUGACUCUCAAAUCAAAUUGAUAUUCAAGUGCUUUUCAAACUGUUGAACCUGGUUGAAGUGAAAAGUUCUCGCAACGAUCCAUGGAGUAUCUCUAAGCUGCAAUUGUGCAUGAGAACAGGAAUUAUUAUUACAUUUGGAUAUUUAAAUCCAAGUCUGUCAAAGCUCCUCCAGAUCUUGGUGACUCAAUUAUUCUUGAUGAAGAUUAGACUUGCAGUUUUUGAACUUUUGGUUCUGUAAAAGAGUCUUUGUGAUUGUACACUAGUUUUCAAGUUAAGUUUUCUCAGUGAUUUGAAGUCAAAACCAACUAAA
Musa acuminata AAA Group (dessert banana) is the source of this 3446-nucleotide messenger RNA. RefSeq names its product probable LRR receptor-like serine/threonine-protein kinase At1g51860. Gene Ontology annotation, molecular function: protein binding; ATP binding; protein kinase activity. The transcript is spliced from 13 exons. The coding region runs from base 1 to 2691 and encodes 896 amino acids. NCBI's taxonomy places the organism in Eukaryota, Viridiplantae, Streptophyta, Magnoliopsida, Zingiberales, Musaceae. Gene Ontology annotation, biological process: protein phosphorylation. The record is from RefSeq and is a predicted model, not a curated record.